Messenger RNA from Tachysurus vachellii, 3556 nucleotides. RefSeq names its product angiomotin like 2b (gene amotl2b). The transcript has 11 exons. Bases 226 to 2121 code for a protein of 631 amino acids. Lineage: Eukaryota; Metazoa; Chordata; Actinopteri; Siluriformes; Bagridae. The record is from RefSeq and is a predicted model, not a curated record. Gene Ontology annotation, cellular component: cytoplasmic vesicle; bicellular tight junction; plasma membrane. Gene Ontology annotation, biological process: hippo signaling; angiogenesis; actin cytoskeleton organization.
CGCGCGGUUAGUUAGCUAUUUAUGAUCCUCGCGCAGCUCUCACAGCUCAGAACAGAAAAGUUGUACCACAAUAAUGAGCUAAACUGGAGAUAAAGGACGCUAAAAAACACACGUUGGAUUCGCUUACACACAGUUUACAGCUAGCGGAGGAUCUCUGACUCCAUGUGAGAAGAAUAUUGAAGUUUGCACCGAUCCACUGAAUACUUUACCUUCAUCCCAAUUAAAAUGCGAACAGAGGAGGCAUCAAGCACGGUGCUGCACAGACUGAUCCAGGAGCAGCUGCGUUAUGGAAACCCCACUGAUGCUCGCACCCUCCUGGCCAUCCAGCAGCAGGCCUUACGGAGCACGGUGAGCAGAGGAGCCGGAAGCCCACGCUCCUCUUCAGACAGCCUCACUCAGGAGGAACGUCAGGAACCACAGGGCCAAGAGCACCACCUGGACUUCCAGCACACGGAAAUCUAUCCACCUUACCACCACGAGCAGCUGCCCACGUACGAGCAAGCCAAAGCAAAUUCGCAGCUUGUGGCUUCUCAGUGGUGCCAGGACAGAAGGAUUUACCCGGAGGAUGACCUGAAACCGAGCCACGGCAGGUCUCUCAGCGAGCGUCUCAUGCAGCUCUCACUUCUACACAAAGACGUUAACGUGGAGUCUCUCUCCAUGAGCUCUUCGUGUAGCUACCCACAAAUAGCCGGGUAUCAGUUUAGACAGCAUCAUUUGGGAUUUCGUUCUCAUACACACACGUCUGAUCAAACUCACGAGUCUGACGCUUUCUACCAGAAACCUCCACCACCGUUCCACUCCCAACACACCAGAAUCGUCCCGCCUGAAGCGCCGCAUGUUUUCUGCAGUGCGCCCCCUGCUGGCAGGGAGGUCUCUCCACAAAUGGACCUGCUGAUGAAGGAGAAUGAAAGACUGAAGCAGGAGCUGGAAGGCCAUGCAGAAAAGGCACUCAGGAUUCAGAAGCUGGAGCAGGAAAUCCAGAGGAUCUCUGAGGCCUAUGACACUUUAAUCCAAGGUUGUGUGAAGAGAGAAACACUCGAGCAGACGCUUAGGAGCAAACUGAUGGUCGAAAACAAGAGGCUUCAGGACAUUAACACGGACCUGAGAGAAAGUCUAGAGAGCAGCAGCAUUCAGGCGGAGAAAGACGUGAAAACCGCUGACUACAACGAGCAAGUUAUCGCUAAACUCCGCAUGCAAAGUGAGGAGCAGAAGUUGCAGUGUGCACGAAUGGAGCGUGAGGUCCAGCUCCUGCGCGAGGAAAGGAGCGCUGCACAGGAGCGCAGCCGGCAGCUGCAAGCCGAGCUGAACAGGAAAAGCGCGUAUGUGGAGCGGGUGGAGCGUCUGCAGGGGGCGCUAGCUCAGCUACAAGCUACCUGUGAGAAGAGAGAGGGUCUGGAACAUCGUCUGCGCACUCGUCUGGAAUCAGAGCUGCGUACACUCAGGAACAGACAGAGACAGACACAAACAUGUCCGGGAAUCUCAGCACCUUCAGCGAAUGUGAGCACCCUGUUAGAGCGCCUGAGGGAACGAGAGGAGCGGAUUUUGGCCCUGGAGGCCGACAUGACGCGCUGGGAGCAGAAAUACCUGGAGGAGAAAACCAUGAUGGAGUUUGCCAUGGACACAGCGGCCACUGCUGCAGCUCAGAGAGACACCAACAUCAUCAACAACCGCUCUCCCUGUCUGUCAUCUACAACCAGCUGCAGUGAGGAGCUGCCUAGGGCUGAGAUUCAGAGCCAGGAAAUGGAGAACAGAAUCCAGGCUCUGUACGGGCAGAUCAGGGAGAAGGACGCCAUGAUUAACGUUCUACAGUAUCGACUCCAGCAGGAACAGGAGAAAGGUGAAGCGGAUGAGGACGCGUCUUCGAACUGCGCUUCACACUCUGACUCGAGCUCCUCCAACGAUAAAGGAAAGUGCAACACAGAGAAGACAGGAAUCAUGGCACGGUUUUCCCCCUUUGCUGACGCGGUGUGUAAGACCAGGGGCCGGGCUCAGACCACCACACACACACCACCAGCAUCAGAACAACUUUCCAGUAGUCAGGAAAUCAGUAAGCAGAAGGCAGCGAAUCCGUUCGAAGGUCUGGACAGUGUGGAAGCCGAGGCAGUGGAAAUCUUCAUCUGAGCGCUGACAGACUGCUGGAACUCCGCAGAGUCGUGGAAAUGAAACACAGAGAGACACUCGAGGUGUCCAGAGGCUUUCCUCUCGCUCGUGGACUUUUCUCUGAGCUCAAGCAGAUAUUUGAAGGAAAAAUAAUAGGGAAGGUUUAUGAAUGUGAACCGUUUGAGCAGAAAUAGUGUUGUGUUGUGAUUCAGAGAAGAACGACGUACACAGAGAGACCGGAAUUGUGAAAUCAGUUCCGUAAAUCUGUGCAUAAAUACGUGCGAGUCGUUAUUCACGCGUUAUGUUUCAUACCUUACAUCUUACCAGCCACAACUCACAGCUUCAGGCUUUAGCUGCACAAACCCAGGCAACUUCUUAGCCCCGUUCAGCUCAUUAAGGCGCCUUAAAUGUCAAAAUGUUGAAAAUAUCUAACCGAUAGUCAUAAAAUGUUUAGCAGAGUAAGUUACAUCCACGCUGCCAUGUUUAUAAAUCCGUUUAUGAAUUUGCAAUGUAUGUUGAUCGUAUUUUUGUUACUCAGCCAGUGUUCGUGGGUCUGUUUGACCCGCUGUAUUUUUGGGUUUUUAAUUCAACACAAUCAAAAAUUGAAUGUUAAAAUACUCUACAGAUGUUUACUUCAUCCCAAUUACAAGCAAUAUAAACAGCAUAUAUGGUUAAUAUUUGCCCUUCACCUUUAUUACUUCACAUUUUUUAAUUAAAGUGUGACUCGUUUUUUGUUGUUUAUUAUUAAAAUGUAAUAAAAAAAAAAAGAAAAUCAAAUUUAAUCAAGUUAUGAGUGGGAAAAAAAAUCAACAAAUUUACAAGAAAGCAAAGUUUUUCAAAAAUAUUGAUGUUUAUGAGUAUGAGUCCCACAGACCUGAACAACAAACAAGGGUUAAGAAUGUUAUCUGGGUCUGUAUUUUAUUUUUCAGUCUUUGGACCGUUUUUCAUCUCACUCUCAUGGCUGAUCUCACCACAUUGUUAUUCUUUUACUUUUUUUUUGGAGGCUGAAACUCUUGCGGUUUUUACAGCUCCACCUUUACCGUGCAUUCUUUUCAUUUUCUUUCUGUCAGGCUUGCUGAAGCUGGAGGAAAAACACAGCAGUGUACUUGUGUGGAAUGAUUUUACUGAAGAUUUACAGGAAAAAAAAUGUGGAAUUGUAAAUUAUUAUUUACAAUAAUAAUUUUUAUGAUGUAAUUAUUAUUAUUUUCCCCUUUUUUUUCCGUUGUACGUCGCACCUGCUGGUCAGUGUGUCGUACUCACAAUCACGACAAGCUGCGCUUUCUUCAUAUAUUUUGUUUACUGUGUUGUAACAUAUGAUGUAAGAUUAAUAUAUUUGCUAUUUUAUAUUAGCGGAUUUAAUACUAAAACGGUUCAUUGUAAAAGAUGUGAACGUUCUGGAACAUUUCACACGUGUAAAAAGAACCAACAAAUAAAGGUGUUAAUAUAUUUAACUCUC